This is a messenger RNA of Neospora caninum, 1350 nucleotides long. RefSeq lists its product as hypothetical. Lineage: Eukaryota; Apicomplexa; Conoidasida; Eucoccidiorida; Sarcocystidae. The coding region runs from base 1 to 1350 and encodes 449 amino acids. The record is from RefSeq and is a predicted model, not a curated record. The transcript has 4 exons. Gene Ontology annotation, cellular component: cytoplasm; microtubule. Gene Ontology annotation, biological process: mitotic cell cycle; microtubule cytoskeleton organization. Gene Ontology annotation, molecular function: GTP binding; GTPase activity; structural constituent of cytoskeleton.
AUGAGAGAGAUCGUUCACGUCCAGGGUGGCCAGUGCGGCAACCAAAUCGGCGCCAAGUUUUGGGAGGUCAUCUCGGAUGAACACGGCAUUGAUCCGACUGGUACCUACUGCGGAGACAGUGACCUGCAGCUCGAGCGCAUCAAUGUCUUCUACAAUGAAGCCACUGGAGGACGAUUCGUGCCGCGCGCGAUCCUCAUGGAUCUGGAGCCCGGUACGAUGGACAGCGUCCGAGCCGGACCGUUUGGUCAGCUCUUCAGGCCUGACAACUUUGUCUUUGGACAAACUGGCGCAGGAAACAACUGGGCCAAGGGCCACUACACGGAGGGUGCGGAGCUCAUCGACUCCGUCCUGGACGUCGUCCGGAAGGAGGCUGAGGGCUGCGACUGCCUCCAGGGGUUCCAAAUCACCCACAGUCUCGGAGGCGGUACAGGGAGCGGUAUGGGUACGUUGUUGAUCAGCAAGGUUCGCGAGGAGUACCCCGACAGAAUCAUGGAAACCUUUAGCGUUUUCCCCUCGCCCAAGGUCUCCGACACCGUCGUCGAGCCGUACAACGCGACUCUCUCUGUGCACCAGCUCGUGGAGAACGCCGACGAGGUACAAGUCAUCGACAACGAGGCGCUGUACGACAUUUGCUUCCGCACGCUCAAACUCACCACACCGACCUACGGCGACUUGAACCAUCUGGUCAGUGCAGCCAUGUCCGGCGUCACUUGCUGCCUCCGAUUCCCCGGGCAGCUGAACAGCGAUCUCCGCAAACUCGCUGUCAACCUCAUCCCUUUUCCUCGUCUUCACUUCUUCCUCAUUGGCUUCGCCCCUCUGACCAGCCGCGGGAGUCAGCAGUACCGCGCCCUGAGCGUUCCCGAGUUGACUCAGCAGAUGUUCGACGCCAAGAAUAUGAUGUGCGCCUCGGACCCCCGCCACGGUCGCUACCUCACUGCGUCGGCCAUGUUCCGCGGCCGCAUGUCCACCAAGGAAGUCGACGAGCAGAUGCUCAACGUCCAGAACAAGAACUCGUCCUACUUUGUUGAGUGGAUCCCCAACAACAUGAAGUCCAGCGUCUGCGAUAUCCCGCCCAAGGGUCUCAAGAUGUCCGUCACCUUUGUCGGCAACUCCACCGCCAUCCAGGAGAUGUUCAAGCGUGUAUCGGACCAGUUCACUGCCAUGUUCCGGCGCAAGGCCUUCUUGCACUGGUACACCGGCGAGGGUAUGGACGAGAUGGAGUUCACCGAAGCCGAGUCCAACAUGAACGAUCUGGUCUCCGAGUAUCAGCAAUACCAGGAUGCCACCGCGGAGGAAGAAGGAGAGUUCGAUGAGGAAGAGGGCGAGAUGGGUGCCGAGGAAGGCGCGUAA